GAUCUAUGUAGAUAUUAAGUAAAUAUUUUAAUUAUUAUCUGCACGAAAGCUUCCUUAUUUCAGGAUUAAAAGCAGGAUUAAAAUUAUAUGCAAUAGGAUUAAUUAUUAUAUGGACCCAACUUUAAAGCACCGCCACUUCUGUCAGACUAAAGUGAAAAUUGAAAUAGAAUACUAAAUUCCAGAUAUUUCUCAAAAAAAUUAAUUGUUCUGACCAGAGCCUGUUUAAAGUAUGUCUCCUUCUAUAUGCUGCAGAUGCAACCAGGAGAUUUGGCCAAGAACAGUUUGCUGUUUAGGCAAGAAGUAUCAUCCGCAUCACUUCACUUGCACCGACUGCGGGCUAGUAGUGGAUCCUACGCUGUUCUUCUCGGUAAAGAACGAGGUGGUCUGCAGUGAGUGCUACCUAAGCAACCAUGCCAUUCGGUGCUCUGCCUGUCGGAUUCCUAUCCUAGAGCGCGGCUUUGGCGCCAUGGGGCGCAAGUGGCACGAGAAGUGUUUCCGGUGCGUGAGCUGCAGCAAACGACUGGUCUCUGCGACCUUUUUCGAAAUAAACGGAUACCUCUUCUGCAAGUCACACUUCCAGGAACUGUUUUCGUCCCGCUGUGCCGGUUGUACGAAACCCAUAGAUAAACGAGCUGUGGUAGCGCUGAGCACCAAGUGGCAUACGAAUUGCUUCAGGUGCCAGAACUGCCGUAAAAAAAUCACCGAAUGUGAAUUUGGGAUCCACAAAGGACGACCCAUCUGCCUUGCCUGCCAAUUCAUCAUCUUCAUUCCCCAAAAUAUGUGUGCCUUAUAAAUAUCUUGUGAACUG
Messenger RNA from Drosophila eugracilis, 808 nucleotides. Its product is annotated as paxillin homolog 1. The transcript has a single exon. Gene Ontology annotation, cellular component: Z disc; nucleus. The coding region runs from base 230 to 793 and encodes 187 amino acids. Gene Ontology annotation, molecular function: transcription coregulator activity. NCBI's taxonomy places the organism in Eukaryota, Metazoa, Arthropoda, Insecta, Diptera, Drosophilidae. The record is from RefSeq and is a predicted model, not a curated record.